AUGAAAUCUGGCACAGUCCCUGGACCUGAUCUUAUAUCAGCGUACUUUCUUCGGGCUGGUGGCCAUCUACUUCAUACAAUCUUAGCGGCGCACCUGUCCUACCUUCAGAAAGAGAGGAUCCCAUACCAGUGGAAGACCUCGCGAAUCGUUCUCAUCCAUAAGAAAGGUGACCGAGAGGACUUUCGGAGCUACCGACCGAUGUGCUUGCUGAGCGUGUUAUACAAAGUAUUCACUAAGAUUAUCCUCACGCGCUUAUGUGGGACGCUGGAUGAAGCCAAGCCUCAAAAGCAAGCUGGAUUUUGUAAGAGGUUCAGCCGCUUGGACCACAUCCAGACCGUGUCGAGGGUCAUAGAGGUUUGCCAAGAUUACCGCCUGCACCUUGCCCUAACCUUCGUCGACUAUGGCAAAGCCUCCGGUAGCGUAGAAACGAAUGCAAUACUGUCUGCGCUGGUCGAUCAAGGUGUGGACGUGUCAUAUAUGAGAACAUUAGCCAGUUGCUACGAUCGAUGCACCACUAGGAUACAACUUUUCCAUCGCUCCCUCACCAUACCCAUUGGAAAGGAGGUGCGACAAGUUGAUACUAUAUCGCCGAAGCUGUUCACGGCUGCAUUGCAAUGGAUAAUGGGGCAUACGUGUUGA
This is a messenger RNA of Necator americanus (New World hookworm), 639 nucleotides long. RefSeq lists its product as uncharacterized. NCBI's taxonomy places the organism in Eukaryota, Metazoa, Nematoda, Chromadorea, Rhabditida, Ancylostomatidae. The transcript has a single exon. The record is from RefSeq and is a predicted model, not a curated record. Bases 1 to 639 code for a protein of 212 amino acids.